GGGCUAGUCUCUGCCCUAAUGCGGUGGCUGGCAGCGAGAGGUGCUGCAGGGGACGCGAGGGAAGUGGCAGCGCCGGGAGCGGACAUCUGGGACUGCGCCCAGGGCUGGAGCCGGAGCUCCUGGAGGUUGAUUGACUUAUGUGCGAUUUGGGAGCCUGGAGUUUUCUUGCCUUCUGCCGCCGCCGACGGGAGCAGAGCCUCCACUGGUGUUGGAAAAAGCAGGCCGAAUGAGGCAGAGAAGCUGAGCACUGUCCGGAAAGCCCACAUAGAGCGGCACAAGGCAUCGAGAGCCUGUGGGCUGGGCAGCAGGGAGCAGGGCCUGGUGCUGAGGAUGGCCAGGCAGCAGGCGCCACCCUGGGUCCAUGUAGCCCUCAUCUUCUUCCUUCUCAGCCUCGGAGGGGCCAUUGAGAUUCCGAUGGAUCCAAGCAUUCAGAAUGAGCUGACCCAACCCCCAACUAUCACCAAGCAGUCCGUGAAGGACCACAUCGUGGACCCACGUGAUAACAUCCUGAUUGAAUGUGAAGCUAAAGGCAACCCUGCCCCCAGUUUUCACUGGACUCGCAACAGCAGAUUCUUCAACAUUGCCAAGGACCCGAGGGUGUCCAUGAGGAGGAGGUCUGGGACCUUGGUGAUCGACUUCCGCAGUGGUGGCCGUCCGGAGGAAUACGAAGGGGAGUACCAGUGCUUUGCCCGCAACAAAUUUGGCACUGCACUUAGCAACCGCAUCCGCCUGCAGGUGUCCAAAUCUCCCCUGUGGCCCAAGGAAAACCUAGACCCUGUCGUGGUUCAAGAGGGUGCCCCCUUGACACUGCAAUGCAACCCCCCACCUGGACUCCCAUCCCCCGUCAUCUUCUGGAUGAGCAGCUCCAUGGAGCCCAUCACCCAGGACAAGCGUGUCUCCCAGGGUCAUAAUGGGGACCUAUACUUCUCCAACGUCAUGCUGCAAGACAUGCAGACCGACUACAGCUGCAACGCGCGUUUCCACUUCACCCACACCAUUCAACAGAAGAAUCCCUUCACCCUCAAGGUCCUCACCACCCGAGGAGUUGCAGAAAGAACGCCUAGCUUCAUGUAUCCCCAGGGCACCUCAAGCAGUCAGAUGGUACUACGAGGCAUGGACCUGCUGCUGGAGUGCAUUGCUUCUGGAGUCCCAACACCAGACAUUGCAUGGUACAAGAAAGGUGGGGACCUCCCAUCCAACAAGGCCAAGUUCGAGAACUUUAACAAGGCUCUGCGCAUCACCAAUGUCUCCGAAGAGGACUCUGGGGAGUAUUUCUGCCUGGCCUCCAACAAGAUGGGCAGCAUCCGGCACACGAUCUCGGUGAGAGUAAAGGCUGCUCCAUACUGGCUGGAUGAGCCCAAGAACCUGAUCCUGGCUCCUGGUGAAGAUGGGAGGCUGGUAUGCCGAGCCAAUGGGAACCCAAAGCCGACUGUGCAGUGGAUGGUGAAUGGAGAACCUUUGCAGUCGGCACCACCCAAUCCCAACCGUGAGGUGGCCGGAGACACUAUCAUCUUCCGGGACACUCAGAUCAGCAGCAGAGCAGUGUACCAAUGUAACACAUCCAAUGAACAUGGCUACCUGCUGGCCAAUGCCUUUGUCAGUGUGUUAGAUGUACCCCCUCGGAUGCUGUCUCCCCGGAACCAGCUCAUCAGGGUGAUCCUUUACAACCGGACACGGCUGGACUGUCCGUUCUUUGGGUCUCCCAUUCCAACACUCCGAUGGUUUAAGAAUGGGCAAGGAAGCAACCUGGAUGGUGGUAACUACCACGUGUAUGAAAAUGGCAGUCUAGAAAUCAAGAUGAUUCGCAAAGAGGACCAAGGCAUCUACACCUGUGUGGCCACCAACAUCCUGGGCAAAGCUGAAAAUCAAGUCCGCCUGGAGGUCAAAGACCCCACCAGGAUCUACAGGAUGCCUGAGGACCAGGUGGCCAAGAGGGGCACCACGGUGCAGCUGGAGUGUCGCGUGAAGCAUGACCCCUCCUUGAAGCUCACAGUCUCCUGGCUGAAGGAUGACGAGCCACUCUACAUUGGAAACAGGAUGAAGAAGGAAGACGACUCCCUGACCAUCUUCGGAGUGGCAGAGCGGGACCAAGGCAGUUACACGUGCAUGGCCAGCACCGAGCUGGACCAGGACCUGGCAAAGGCCUACCUCACUGUUCUAGCUGAUCAGGCCACUCCAACUAACCGUUUGGCUGCCCUGCCCAAAGGGCGGCCAGACCGACCCAGGGACCUGGAGCUCACUGACCUGGCCGAGAGGAGUGUGAGGCUGACCUGGAUCCCUGGGGAUGAUAACAACAGCCCUAUCACAGACUACGUCGUUCAGUUUGAAGAGGACCAGUUCCAACCAGGGGUCUGGCAUGACCACUCCAAGUUCCCAGGCAGUGUCAACUCAGCCGUCCUCCAUCUGUCCCCAUAUGUCAACUACCAAUUCCGAGUCAUCGCUGUCAACGAGGUUGGGAGCAGCCACCCCAGCCUUCCAUCCGAGCGGUACCGAACCAGCGGGGCACCCCCUGAAUCUAAUCCCAGUGAUGUGAAGGGCGAAGGGACAAGAAAGAACAAUAUGGAGAUCACAUGGACGCCUAUGAAUGCUACCUCUGCCUUUGGCCCCAACCUACGCUACAUUGUCAAGUGGCGACGGAGAGAGACCCGAGAGACUUGGAACAAUGUGACAGUGUGGGGCUCUCGAUAUGUGGUGGGGCAGACCCCUGUCUACGUACCCUAUGAGAUCCGAGUCCAGGCUGAAAAUGACUUUGGGAAAGGCCCCGAGCCUGACACCGUCAUUGGGUACUCCGGAGAAGAUUUACCCAGUGCCCCCAGGCGUUUCAGAGUCCGACAGCCCAACCUGGAGACCAUCAACCUGGAGUGGGACCACCCAGAGCACCCCAACGGAAUCCUGAUUGGAUACACUCUCAGAUACGUGCCCUUUAAUGGAACCAAACUGGGAAAGCAGAUGGUGGAAAACUUCUCUCCCAAUCAGACCAAGUUCUCGGUGCAGAGAGCAGACCCUGUGUCACGUUACCGAUUCUCCCUCAGUGCCAGGACGCAGGUGGGCUCUGGAGAAGCAGCCACGGAGGAGUCCCCAGCACCUCCAAAUGAAGCUACUCCAACUGCAGCUCCUCCCACGUUGCCCCCGACUACCGUGGGUACCACAGGCCUUGUGAGCAGCACUGAUGCUACUGCCCUUGCUGCCACCAGUGAAGCCACAACAGUUCCCAUCGUCCCAACUGUCGUACCUACCACCGUCGCCACCACCAUUGCCACAACUACUACAACCACUGCUGCCGCCACCACCACCACUACGGAGAGUCCUCCCACUACCACCACUGGGACUAAGAUUCACGGAACCGCCCCCGACGAGCAGUCCAUUUGGAACGUCACGGUGCUCCCCAACAGUAAAUGGGCCAACAUCACCUGGAAGCACAAUUUCAGGCCUGGAACUGACUUUGUGGUUGAGUACAUCGACAGCAACCAUACGAAAAAAACUGUCCCUGUUAAGGCCCAGGCCCAGCCUAUACAGCUGACAGACCUCUUUCCCGGGAUGACGUACACGUUGCGGGUGUAUUCCCGGGACAACGAGGGCAUCAGCAGUACCGUCAUCACCUUUAUGACCAGUACAGCUUACACCAAUAACCAGGCAGACAUCGCCACCCAGGGCUGGUUCAUCGGGCUCAUGUGUGCCAUUGCCCUUCUGGUGCUGAUCCUUCUCAUCGUCUGCUUCAUCAAGAGGAGUCGUGGUGGCAAGUACCCAGUGCGAGAAAAGAAGGAUGUCCCCUUGGGCCCUGAAGACCCCAAAGAAGAAGAUGGCUCGUUUGACUACAGUGAUGAGGACAACAAGCCCCUGCAGGGCAGCCAGACAUCUCUGGAUGGCACCAUCAAGCAGCAGGAGAGUGACGACAGCCUAGUGGACUACGGCGAAGGUGGUGAGGGCCAGUUCAAUGAAGAUGGCUCCUUUAUCGGCCAGUACACUGUCAAAAAGGACAAGGAGGAAACCGAAGGCAAUGAGAGUUCAGAGGCCACGUCGCCAGUCAAUGCCAUCUAUUCCCUGGCCUGACAGAGCGUCCCAGGCACAGCUCUACUUCGCAAGUAGGAGGGGAGAGGGGAGAGGAAGCAACUGCAGACCUACCACAAAGCCACAGCCACCUUCAGGGACAAGGGUACAACAUGGGGGUCUGCCAAGCUGUGAGGACCGGUGACCACCCAGCUAUCCACAACCUCCUCCUAGUGAUGCCCCAUUACCCUUGGGUGCCAUCAGAUGGGAAAGCUAGAGUUAUGUUGGAGGGAGCCCUAGUCCCUUGUCCUGUCUCAUGGCCACCCUGAGCGUCCCACCACAAUGGCCACCCUUGAUCUCAGCUCAUGCUCAUUCAUUUCUACUGCUUACAAUAUUUUCAUAUUCUCUCUCUCUCUCUCUCUCUCUCUCUCUCUCUCUCUCUCUCUCUCUCUCUGCUUUGUGCAUCUUCUCCUUCCAAGUCAUUGUCUCCAUUUUCUUUUACUUUUGAAAAAAAAAAAAAAAAAAAGUCCCUGGAAAAAGAAUAAGUGGGCUCUCCCCAAGGGUAUGAAAAGAUGGGCGAAAAAAGGAUUGAUGCGUAACACAACAUGCAGACAAGCUGUAGUAUUCAAGCUGCCGCCAGGCCAGUGUGUUUCCGAAGGAUGCCUUUCGCCAUAUGCCUCCCCCACCCCCACUCCCCACCCAUCUGCCUCGGCCACGUCCAUGCUGAGCUGGGCUUGGCUCUUUUCUGGAAAAUGACAGUGUUUUUGGCAGGAAGAGGGUGAGCAGGACUCCUUGCCACGCCCUGCUUCAGUUAGGAGGGGGCCUUACCUCUUGCUCCUGGUUCUUACUCUGCCCCUGCCACCAGAGAGCCUGCCGAUGAGCUGCUUGGAAGAUGAGGAAGGAAAAGAGACCGAUGAGGACUGUGGUGACCGGACCCCCAAGCGGAAGCAAGUCGGGGUGUGGUCCCUGGGUAACGGAACAAACCUCCAGAGAAGAGAAUGGGCUGGAUUUGGACCUCUUUUGUCUCUGGGGCAGUGAAACCCAGGGUGGAGGAGAGAGGACCACACCUGCUCACCUGGUCAGGGUCUAUGCUGCUACCCUCUGGGAGCUGGAGCCCUGUGAUUCAGGAGCAUGGCUGGUGUAUCUGGGGGUAACAGUGCUGCUCCCCCUCCCAUCCUCUCCUUGCUCAAUUGUGUCUGACAUUGACUUGUGUUUGACGUGGUAUAUGAAUGAGGAUCUGCUGCCCCCAGACUGAACCUAUCUGUCCUUUCAUUAGGGUAUGCAUACAUAUCGGGGGACGUGAGGUGCACCGUACUAACAGUGCUGUGAUGCCCCUCCCUGCCUGGAAGGACACAAAGCUCUUUGUAUGCCUUACACAGCUCAGAUUUAACCCUGCGGUUCCCAGAUCCCUAGCCCUAUUCUGCAAGUCUUGAUGCCUCCAGUGAUGUGUGUCUCAGGACCAGGGCAGCCUAUGCAAGUGUCCCCUUGGGACCAGAAGCAGCCACUCCACACACGCCCUUACUACCCCUCUCCACCCUAAAGGAGACACUCGCAGGCCUGCAGUCCUCAGCCUGAAGGUGCUGCCUUCACUCCCCCACCUAACCCACUUUUGAAACCAAAGGUACCUUGCCUCAGCGACACAAAGAGAUGGGAGAUCUUGAGCCAGAGUGUCACCCUGUAGCGCUGUCUGCAGCCUGAGGCAGUUGUGGGAGGGUAAGGUUGACCACUGUGAGUGGAUUGCCGGCUAUCGGCUAUCGGCAGGGCCUCCAACUUGAGGUACUAGUUAGAGGCCUGGGCGGGACCAGGGCUGUGCAUUCCAGAGACUUUCAAGAGCAUCAUUUGCCAUAUGUUUAAGCCGCAGAGGUAUUAACAAUGCUUGUACACUUGGUAAGCAUUUGGGUGAACGUCAAGCCCGUAGGCACACACUCUUUGCAGGUAAGAAACCAUAUCCCAGAGAUGAGCUGAUAAAGUUUGAACCUGAGAGUGUGUCAUGGUCCUUUGGACCAUCCCAUGGCCAGUACUGCUGCCUGGAGGCCUGAGGGACAACUCUCACAGUGAAAGGGGACAGGGUAAACAGGAAGACUAGGGGUGGGGGUGUGCUCAGGGUCCCCUUCCCUGGCUCUAGUCUAGCACUUCUGGGAUGCAGCUGGGCAUUGCUGCAGUAUAUAUAGGUCACCAUUCCUGAAGGGAAGAUUAGGGGGAUUUAGCUAAAGUAAAGGGUCAUCCUUUCCAGAAAACUUUGGACCCCGGCAAAGUGGUCGGUUUCUCAGGCAUCGUUUACACAGCACCAUCCAACCAGUAAACCCAUGGCACCAACAGCAGGCAGGGAGUGGGGGAGAGACUCUCAGCUGUCAAUGUAGCUAUCCCCCUGCCACAGACAGCCUGGAGAGGGCUGCUUUGCUCUUAAGAGUCUGGGAGAGAGGUGAAUCCUUAGACUGUCUUUGUGCCUCAUUCCAGAGUUCUGUCUUGCUCAGUACUGUCUUCCUCUGCAUAGGAAGAAAAGUCCACCAGUCCCUCCCUGAGGCUGUUGUGUUGUGGGUGCCACCAGUGAUCACAGCUCUCCUGGCAGGAACAGAUUGGGGGCUGGAGAACCAUAGAAAUGGCAGGUGCCCAGACAGAGCAGGCUCAGCAGUGUGAGGUUUCAAGGAGGCAGUUUUUUUCCAGGAAGAGGAGAGGCCACUUUUCACAGAGCCUGCCAGAGUCUACCCCCAACUCAGCAAGAGAACAGUAUUGCCACCCCUGCACCUGGAUCUUACAUGGCCACCCCAAAGUGAUGCCUAGUCUAGCUAGUGUUUCAUCUGUCAGGUGGGAGCAGGGGGAUGGGAUGGGUCAUCGUGCAGUGAUUCUGAGUGCUUAUCAAAUGAUCUUUGCGCUUCUAGUCUGGGCCAAAGCUUAGCCAUGAAUAGCAUGUGAACGCGUGAGGUCAGAUGUGGUCCCUAACCACCCAGGGCUGAUGUUACUGGAAAUGAAUAUGUGAGUUCCUGGCACCAUGACCAUUCAGAAGCAUUGUGUCCUGGUUUGCCUAUACUGCUGAUUGCUUCAAGCCAGAAGGGAGAGGCUUCCGAGGGAGAACUUGCUCCAUUGGGCCAGCAAAUCUGGGCAGGACAUGACAGUCAAGAUGAGCGGGUUCAGCAGCCAGUGCUGUGCUUCUUUAGGGUGUCUGUCUCCCCCAUUUAGCCACCUCUUUGAUACUCCUGUUUGGAGGAUAGGUGUACCAGUCAGGAUCAGCUGUCCCCCAUCCUGCCUGGGAUAUGCUAAACAGGACACAUCAGUCUCUACUUGCGAGUACAUAACUGAGUUAACACUAGAGGGAAAGCCAGGCUGGCUCCUGCCCUUGCCUAUUUCCUCCUUCUCAGAGGUCAGUGUAGGAGGAACCACCCCUUCCAACAAGAUCUGGAAUGAUUCCUGGGCCAAGAGUCAGCCAGUGACUCAGCUCACCUCACAAGGGGAAUAAGGGCAUGUUCCUGGUUUCCCUAAACACAGUCAGCAUUGAGAAGGGAGUAGAAACAUCCAUGGGUAUUUGUGGGUAUAUCCUCCCCACCCACCAUACACCUGUGCAUCCACACACACAAGCAGACCCUAUUUCAGAGCAGUGCUCCCUAUAGGGAGCACCCUAGAUCAUUACAUCAUCUUACAGCAUGAGCAUCCAUGUCUUGUUCACGUGAGAUGAACUGCUAAGGCCUGGGGUGUGGUGGGGGGGAACUUGGGGAGGGAGCCGCUUCGGAUUGGGCCUUAUUUUUGGUUCCUGUGGAUAGAAAGUAGAGAAGAAAUCUGAAGGAGAGAUAAACAGGCCUCUGAGUCUCCUGGCCCCUCCUGGAAGCCCCCAGCCAAGCUCGGCUGUCCUAGAGCCUGUUGAUGGGGAAGCAAGGUUUUUUUUUUUUUUUUUUUUUUUUUUUGCUAUUUAUGAGGCUAUUUUCAUUGUUGCUCUGAAAAGAUGACAGUUCUUGCUCCCUCCGUGGUCUAGGACUGAGGCCCAGACUCACUUCUCAGUGGAAGGAGAGCAGGUUGCUAGAAAGCCACCCCAGAGCCCAUUCCUCAUCACUUUGUCACUUGAGAGUGGGGUAUCUUCCAACCAAGGCCAGCAGCCUUUGCCCAAUGCAGUCCUAUAGCCAGGAAUAGGCCCAACCAGCUGGGCCACGGUGUUCUCUUUCUAGUGAAGCAAAAGUCCUUACAUGAAUUUCACAUGGUAGCCUAGGAAUCCCAUGUAGGCAGUCCCCACUCCAAAACAAGAAGUCUCAAGCCAGUGACAGAGAAUGUGGAGUGUCAGAGGCUUCAGUGCCCUGGGAAACACUGGCAGCUUGGGCAGAGUGUCCCUUCAACUCACCUCGGUGGCUAAGCGCCUGAAACCAGACCCAUGACUGUCCCCACCCAACACAACCUCAGCCCAGAAAGUGUUUUUGCUUUGCUUCCUAUUCUCAGAAGGGGACUCUCAGGAUGCAUUCGGGAGAGGACAGAGAAGGACAUGUGCCCAGAGAAGCUGCAAGCCCCCCCUGAGCUAUCUCCAGCCAUGGUGGAAACCAAUGUUGCUCUUAUCAGCACAUUAGUAUUAAAAGGCUGCUGCCUGAGAAGGGAGAUGGAGAUGAAACAGACACAAGGCAUCUAGCUCAGGACGGAAUCGGAUUCCUCAUGUGAAGGAACCUCAGAGCUGAUCUGUUUAAAAUAACUCAUUGUGCAGACAGGGAAAUGACAGUGCGGGGAGGAAAUCUGGCCAGUGAGGGUUCAUUUAGGACUUGAACUUGGGCCUUUUGGGCCUUCUGACUCCGCGUCCAGUGUUCUUUCUCCUCACCACAGCUGCCUCAGCAGGUGUUGCCUGAGAUCUGUCCUGCUUGUCACCCUGUCACCUCUCUCUACCAUUACACUGUUCCCAGAAACUCCCAGCAAACAACAAAGAGGCUUUUCCUGAAUCUGAGAUCAGCCAGUCUGAGAUAGCCUGUGGUUAACUCAGCCAGGGAGUUCCAGGCUGCCCAAGGCCGGAAGGUAGAGUGGAUGAGUCCAUAGGUUUUCGUUACUGUGAAAACCCGUACAGGGCCCCCCCGGAUGGUGUCUCUUGAUUCAUCACACACCUGGCCUUCAGCAUACUGCAUUCUUCAGAAGGGAGGGUAAGGAGGGGCAUCUCUGCCCAUCCUGCCUUUGACCGCCAAGUCUGCAGGUGUUGGGGGGUAGCAAGGCCCAGGCAAGCCUCCUACCCCGGGGAUCUGCCGAGCUGGAGUUUAGCAGAUGUAAAAGACUUCUAUGAAGCAAUAAACACAAAAGUCUGGGAGAAGAUACCCAGAGUUUUGUGCAAUCCUGUUUCUUUUUCAAAGCUGUAGCAGAUCAGAUGACCCUGACCUGCUUGCUCUUCUACCGAAUGUGAUGUCCUCAGUCAGUGUUUGCCCUCUACCCGGCUUCCCAGCUCUUUGCCAACUUCUUCUGAGCUGAGUUAUCAGUCGCCUGUGACACACCCAUUCUCUGUCCUGGUCCUGCCCUCAACCAUGGUAGAUCCUGGAGGACCUCGUACCCCUCCCCUACCCCACAUAUGCACCUCCCCUUUCUGACUUGGUGUCUCCAUGCUGCCCGAAUUCCUAAGCACAUGAGUUGGUGUAAUCUUUUUUUCUAUUGGUUACCUUUAACCCUCCAUGGCAGGUUCACUUUAAUCCUCACACCGUGUCCUUCCCUUCUUGUGAGUUAUUUGUCAUUAACCGACGUUGUCAGUGACAGACAUGUGUCUGAGGGUGUCGUGCACGACCUUCAGCAGGGACUUCUGGGCCAUGGAGGACCGUCUAAUACAUGGACUUAUAAACUGACUGCAUGAGCAAUGAAAAGGCCAAAUUAUUCUGAUUUUUUUUUUGAAUCACUGUAAAAAAAAACUGAUUUCUUUUGUAUAGAGAACACUAAACAUAUAAUAAAAGUUGUUCAAAAUGGA
Messenger RNA from Arvicanthis niloticus (Nile rat), 9889 nucleotides. RefSeq names its product neurofascin (gene Nfasc). The record is from RefSeq and is a predicted model, not a curated record. Gene Ontology annotation, cellular component: axon; plasma membrane. Gene Ontology annotation, molecular function: cell-cell adhesion mediator activity. NCBI's taxonomy places the organism in Eukaryota, Metazoa, Chordata, Mammalia, Rodentia, Muridae. Gene Ontology annotation, biological process: axon guidance; brain development; cell-cell adhesion.